This is a messenger RNA of Haplochromis burtoni (Burton's mouthbrooder), 855 nucleotides long. RefSeq names its product guanine nucleotide-binding protein G(o) subunit alpha. Gene Ontology annotation, molecular function: GTP binding; corticotropin-releasing hormone receptor 1 binding; mu-type opioid receptor binding. Gene Ontology annotation, biological process: G protein-coupled dopamine receptor signaling pathway; adenylate cyclase-modulating G protein-coupled receptor signaling pathway. The record is from RefSeq and is a predicted model, not a curated record. Gene Ontology annotation, cellular component: heterotrimeric G-protein complex. Lineage: Eukaryota; Metazoa; Chordata; Actinopteri; Cichliformes; Cichlidae.
AAGAAGAAGAAGAAGAAGAAGGGAACCGUUAUCGUGAUUUACUAACGGAGGAAAAAAAGAGAAAAGAAAGACACGGAUAAAGGACGGACCAGCUCCGAGACCACGCGUGAGAAGCGACCAGCUGCGGAGGCUAUAUCGUCUCGGUGUUGCGCUGUGGAUCAAACCGAGCGGAUCCCUGAUUUCAAUGCUUUAACGGUGCUUCUACCCGGCUGCCCAGAAAGAAACAGAGGGAUCGUAGAGGGAUCGAAGCCUGAGCAGAGAAAAGGGGGGCAAUAAACCAGCGAAGGAAAGAAAAAGGAUUUGCAAUUGAAGUUUCAUUCAUUCGUCUAAUUAUUGCGCUUUCUUCCGUGGAUCCCGGUACCGAUACUCUAUCAAGCUGUGUUCUCUGACCAUGGGAUGUACUCUGAGCGCAGAGGAGAGGGCGGCUCUGGAUCGGAGCAAAGCCAUCGAGAAAAACCUGAAGGAGGACGGCCUCACCGCGGCCAAAGAUGUUAAACUGCUGCUGCUCGGGGCCGGAGAGUCAGGGAAAAGCACCAUCGUCAAACAGAUGAAGAUCAUCCACGAGGACGGUUUCUCCGGCGAUGACGUAAAGCAGUACAAGCCCGUUGUCUACAGCAACACCAUCCAAUCUUUGGCCGCCAUCGUCCGCGCCAUGGACACGCUGGGCCUGGAGUACGGAGACAAAGAGCGCAAGGCGGAUGCUAAGAUGGUGUGCGAUGUGGUCAGUCGUAUGGAGGACACGGAGCCUUACUCUGCUGAGCUGCUCUCCGCCAUGAUGCGUCUGUGGUCUGACUCGGGCAUCCAGGAGUGCUUCAGUCGCGCACGAGAGUACCAGCUCAACGAUUCAGCGCAGUA